AUGAGUAAACGAGCAAGGCUUUAUAAUUUAGUAAAUCAUGAUGAUGAUUUAUCCACCUGCUCAUCAAAAAACAAUUAUUAUUAUUCGGAGGAGAAUCAAUUGGAUAGUAGAUGUGUAAAUUAUUCAUUAGAUAUUGGUAAUGCAUCGGAAGAGGAGUGUGAUGGUAGUGCUACUGAAGAUGAUCACAAUCCAUAUUUGGAUAGUGAUGAUAAUGAACAGGAGGAGGAGGAACAAGAUUUGGAAUAUGACAUUCCGUUAGCUUUAAGAUGUGAUAUUCAUAUUUGUCAGGAAGAGGAGAAGAAACAUUUGAAUCAUCAUUGA
Messenger RNA from Naegleria gruberi, 321 nucleotides. RefSeq lists its product as uncharacterized. The coding region runs from base 1 to 321 and encodes 106 amino acids. The transcript has a single exon. The record is from RefSeq and is a predicted model, not a curated record. NCBI's taxonomy places the organism in Eukaryota, Heterolobosea, Eutetramitea, Acrasida, Naegleriidae.